Molecule: messenger RNA, 2396 nt
Organism: Balaenoptera acutorostrata (minke whale)
Lineage: Eukaryota; Metazoa; Chordata; Mammalia; Artiodactyla; Balaenopteridae
Gene: AMT
Product: aminomethyltransferase
Exons: 9
Coding region: 154-1662 (502 amino acids)
Biological process (GO): glycine catabolic process
Cellular component (GO): mitochondrion
Molecular function (GO): protein binding; aminomethyltransferase activity
Source: RefSeq, a predicted model, not a curated record
CUCCUAUUGUCCUAAACUGGUGAUUCAGGCCUUUCAGCCCUUUGCAGAACUUUGGCCCUUUGGAGGCAGGGCAGUCAGCAGGGGGAGGUCUAGCCCCCAGCUCUAUUUCUGAGUGGCUUAACUGGCUCCAACCGCCCAAUCUGCCCUGAUCAGAUGGAAGCGCCCGGGGCUAUUUCCCUGCAGCUGGGAGUCAAUGCACUGUGUGCUCUAAAGCUGCGUCUGCCCUUGGGGCUGCCCACUCCCUCUUCUGAUCCCCCGGGCGGGGGAGAGACCUAUCUAAGCAGGGCCUGGACUACAUCUCCCAGCGUGCCUGGCAGAGUGGUGGCCUCUGUGCGUCGGCUGCACCAGUUGCGGGCAACAAUGCAGUGGGCUGGGAGCAUGAUGUCCCGUCUGCGCUCGUGUCUCCAGGCACUCCCCUCGGCCCUGCGCCGUUCUCUCAGUAGUGCACAGGACGUGAUCCGCAGGACACCACUCUAUGACUUCCACCUGGCCCAUGGCGGGAAGAUGGUGGCAUUCGCAGGCUGGAAUCUGCCUGUGCAGUACCGGGACAGCCACGUUGACUCACACCUGCAUACACGCCGGCACUGCUCGCUCUUUGACGUGUCCCACAUGCUGCAGACCAAGAUAUUUGGCCAUGACCGGGUGAAGCUGAUGGAAAGUCUAGUGGUUGGAGAUAUUGCAGAGCUAAAGCCAAACCAGGGAACACUGUCGCUGUUUACCAAUGAGGCUGGCGGCAUCUUAGAUGACUUGAUUGUGACCAACACCUCUGAGGGACACCUGUAUGUGGUGUCCAAUGCUGGCUGCUGGGAAAAGGACCUGACCCUCAUGCAGGACAAGGUUAGGGAGCUUCAGAACAUGGGCAGCGAUGUGGGCCUGGAGGUGAUGGAUAAUGCCUUGCUAGCCCUGCAAGGUAAGUGGGCCAGGCUGGGUUUGGAGCUGACCUUUGCCUUCCAGGUUUCUUCUACUGCUUGGCACAGAGGCCGCGCUGCGCCGGGGGAAGGCCCCACUGCGGCCCAGGUGCUACAGGCUGGCGUGGCAGAUGAUCUGAGGAAACUGCCCUUCAUGACCAGUGCUGUGAUGGAGGUGUUUGGCGUGUCUGGCUGCCGUGUGACCCGCUGUGGCUACACAGGAGAGGAUGGUGUGGAGAUCUCGGUGCUGGCAGCAGAGGCAGUCCGCCUGGCAACAGCUCUGUUGGAAAACCCAGAGGUGAAGCUGGCAGGGCUGGCGGCCCGGGACAGCCUGCGCCUGGAGGCAGGCCUCUGCCUGUAUGGGAACGACAUUGACGAACACACCACACCUGUGGAAGGCAGCCUCAGUUGGACAUUGGGGAAGCGCCGCCGAGCUGCUAUGGACUUCCCAGGAGCCUCGGUCAUUGUUCCCCAGCUGAAGGGCAAGGUGCAGCGGAGGCGUGUGGGGUUAAUGUGUGAGGGGGCUCCUGUGCGGGCACACAACCCCAUCCUGAGUACAGAGGGUACCGUACUUGGUGCUGUGACCAGUGGCUGCCCCUCACCCUGCCUGAGGAAGAAUGUGGCGAUGGGUUAUGUGCCCUAUGAGUACAGUCGGCCAGGUACCCUGCUGCUUGUAGAGGUGCGGCGAAAGCAGCAGAUGGCCAUGGUCAGCAAGAUGCCCUUUGUGCCCACAAACUAUUAUACCCUUAAGUGAGGAUGACUUGGAGCAGGGCCCUCUCCUCCAGGAGCCUUACCCUGGAGGGCAUUCUACAAGGGGUUAGUCAGGAAGCUGAGGCAGAACACACUUGGGGUAGGUGGCUAGGUGGAGACUGGUACUGGUUGUCUGGGUGACGGGGUCACACCACCUAUUCCCACUUCAUCCUGUGCCACUUGCAACUUCAAGACCCCAUUUCUGAGUGACGGACCAGCCCACGGUCCCAUUGACCCCACUCUUGCCUGCUGGAGAAGCAUCAGUUCUGGCACCUCGCCCUUCCACUCUGCCAGGUGCUGCCUGUGGAGCAAAGGCUCACCUUUAGGGGGAGGAGAAAGCCUGCCCAACCUACCUCACCACGGUUUCUCACACUGCAAAGAGUCAUUACCUUGGGCAGUGCCGGCUACCUCCUCUGCUUCACUUCCCAUGAAUUCAAACUGUUGCCUCUUCCUGGGCAGGGAUGAUUCCUGACUCACAGAGGGUUGGCCUAGUAGGGCUGUGGUGCCCGUGUGUAAACUUGGGGAUGGCUGAGGGGGGCAUGGACUCAUUCUUCCACAUUCUCCAGUUGGCCCAGCCUGCUGCCCAGUAGCCAGCCAUGCCAGGCUCACCACCUGUUCUGAGCCCCAGGGCUGUUGUAGGGCAGGCUGGGCCUCCUCCCAGACUUGCCUUAUCCUGGGCUGACCUUCGUCCCUGGGACUUACUACUGGACUCCACUGACUCCUAAAAAAAAUAAAACA